Gambusia affinis (western mosquitofish) is the source of this 2702-nucleotide messenger RNA. Its product is annotated as adhesion G-protein coupled receptor G2-like. The record is from RefSeq and is a predicted model, not a curated record. Gene Ontology annotation, biological process: adenylate cyclase-activating G protein-coupled receptor signaling pathway; cell surface receptor signaling pathway. Lineage: Eukaryota; Metazoa; Chordata; Actinopteri; Cyprinodontiformes; Poeciliidae. The transcript has 18 exons. Gene Ontology annotation, molecular function: G protein-coupled receptor activity. Gene Ontology annotation, cellular component: membrane. Bases 373 to 2382 code for a protein of 669 amino acids.
GUAUAUUUAUUUUCUUUAAACAUUUUUUCUUAUUUUUUUUACCAGGUGUUCCUAAAUGAAGUCUCAAGAUCUUCGCAGCUCAUCGUUUUCCAGGUCCAAGUGUUGACGCAUUUAGACCAAAAUGAAAUUGAAAACCAAAUACAGAACUGUCUCCAGAGUCCCUAUGACAAUGGGUUGUUCUCUAUAACAGCAGACGACAUAAGGAUAUGUCCCAUAUCGGUCAUUCAGUGUGCGGCCGAAGCCCAGCAGACCCUAAAAGGCCUGUUCCUGUGGCCUGACACUCUAGGAAGACAAAAUGCUACGUAUCCAUGCCCCAAAGACCCUCGGUACUCUGCAACCCGACUUUGUAAAUUGUCCCAGAAGACUCACUGGAUGGAGCCAAACCUUGAAGACUGCCCCCCAGUGGUGGAAACUAUUCCUGAUCUGGAUCAUGUUGAAGUCACUCCUGAAAAUGCAUUUGAUGUGUUGAAGAUGAUUAAGGAUUUAAUGAGAAACCACUCCAGUCUCAUCUACAAAGAGCUGGUCACAGUCCUCAACAAGCUGAAGGACAUCAUCAGCGUCAGCGUUGUCACACCAGAUCUUGGCCAAGCUCUGAUCAACGCCAUUUCCAACAUACUGGAGUCAGACAGCAACCUGGGGCCGUUUACAAACACUAUUCUGAACCUCACAGAGGAGGUGGGAGACAAAAUGGUGGGUUACGAGGGCUCCUACACGCUUGGUGCUCGAGCUGUCGCUAUCUCAGUGGUGGAUGUGACUCCUGGACAGUUCAGCAGCCUGAGCUUUGGAGUUCUUUCUGAUUGGUCCAGCAACAAACCUGAGAUUUUUAUUAACAGGUAUCCAUCAGACGGCACGGUGGCUUUCAUUUCCCUGCCAUCUGUCCUGCAGAACAACUUCCCACAAAACGGCCUGAACCAGAACCAACCUAGAAUCCAGUUUCAGUUCUUUGCCAACCCACUACUCUUUAAGUAUCAGGUGAAUGAAAAGGAGCCUUUCCUCAGCACCUUUGUGGUGUCAGCCAGUGUGUCCAACGCCAGCUCACCAAUUAAAGACCUUCAUGAAGAAGUUAAAGUCAUGCUUCACCACCUGCACUCUGGCGCGCAUGGUAGACAAGUGCAGUGUGUGUACUGGAACUUCAAUAAAAACAACGGACACGGGGGCUGGGAUGAUCACGGCUGCCGAAAAUAUAACAGCACCCCCGAAUACACAACGUGUCUCUGCGAUCAUCUCACACACUUUGGAGUUCUUCUGGACGUGUCCAGGACUCAGCUGGACCCGCUCCAUGAACAGAUCCUGACUAUUAUCACAUAUGUUGGCUGCGGAGUCUCCUCCCUGUUCUUAGGAAUCACCAUUCUCACAUACAUAGCCUUUGAAAAGCUUCGUAGAGACUACCCUGCUCAGAUCCUCAUAAAUCUCUCUCUAGCCCUGCUGGGAUUGAACCUGAUGUUUCUGGUCAACUCCUGGUUGUCCUCCUGGAGUGUUUACGGUCUCUGUGUGGCAGCAGCCUCCCUGCUGCACUACUUCCUCCUAGCAUCCUUCACCUGGAUGGGAUUAGAGGCUGUCAACAUGUACUUUGCCCUGGUUAAAGUCUUCAAUGUCUAUGUUCCUUUGUAUAUCCUCAAGUUUUGUGCUCUGGGAUGGGGUAUUCCUCUGGUGAUCUGCAUCGUGGUUCUCAUUGUGGAUCGGGAUGCAUACGGUAGUUUCUCUGGGAAUGCUGAGCACACUUUCCAACCUUUGGACAACUCUGAUAACUUCUGCUGGCUUCAAGAUAAUGUGACAUAUUAUGUGUCGGUGGUUGCCUACGCUGGGUUGAUCUUUCUCUUCAACAUCGGGGUCUUUAUGGUGGUUCUGAUUCAGAUCCGCCGCAUGCGGUUCAACAGCCCGGCCGGGACCCGGAGGGGGGUGCUGCAGGACCUGAAGGGAGCUGCCAGUCUCACCUUUCUACUCGGGCUAACAUGGACUGUAGGUUUCUUUACCUGGGUACCAGCGAGGGUAGUUCUGCUGUACCUGUUUGCGGGACUCAACACCCUGCAAGGACUUUUUGUCUUCCUGUUCCACUGUCUGAUGAAGGAGAAUGUGAGAAAACAGUGGAGGGUUCAUCUUUGCUUUGGCCGAUAUCGACUGGAGGAGCACUCUGAGUGGAGCAAUUCAGCAUCAGUUCGAGUACUUGCAAAGCCCAAAGAAAAGUUUUUAAGAGCAGCGAUUCCGUCCGUCCGUUCUGUCAAGUCCAACUCCACAGACAGUACUUCGGCCUCUUCCGACUCCAGCCAGAGAGACUCAUCCUGCAGGAGGCCAAACCUCGAUCUCUUUGUGAACAGCCUGGUUCUUCCUCGAGCCCAGACCAGAGCCCCAGAUACAGAAUCUCUGAACCCGACAUCUGGAUAAACGACCAGCCACAGCAAUAAAACAACCACCCAAAGUGCUAACCUGCACACAUCCCAUCGUUUACUCGCAUCUCUUUCAGAGGCAACAGAUGUCUACAUUUAAGCAGUGCACACAGCAUCGGCUUCAUUAGCUAAUUUUUCCACAGUGCUGUUGUUGGUUUUGUUUCUGCUAAAUAUUGUAAAAGAGCCUGUAAUUUCGAAGAGAGGAGCGGUUGCAUCAGUACCAAGGAGGAGUUGGUUGCCAAGCAACUGGUGAGAGGAGCGAUGGUGACAAUGAACUGUGAAACAUUUGGUGUAAAAGAAAAAUAAUAAAAUCCAAAA